Porites lobata is the source of this 10032-nucleotide messenger RNA. The record is from the annotation of a GenBank genome assembly. NCBI's taxonomy places the organism in Eukaryota, Metazoa, Cnidaria, Anthozoa, Scleractinia, Poritidae.
GCUCUUACAACAUGGCGGAGGAAAGACCGUUUUCAGUAGCUGUGUUGUUUGGCGUGGUGUGGGUACUCUUAGCCUAUCUUGCUGGUGUUUUGGUGCUUCCUCUAUGGAGUUAUUUGAACAUAGGACUGUGCAGUUUGGCCGUAUUGCUGUGUGUCAUGAAUUAUGUUAAUGAAUACUUAGGAAAGUUCCCACUGGAUUACAGGUACGAAGUCAAAACGAAGAUUAGGGACCGAUCGUUUAUUUACGUCCUAGGUGGGGGGCGGGGGUUUUCAGAAAAGUGUUGUGUAUCAAUACCUCUCCCCCCCUCAAAAAAAAAAAUAAUUACAUAUGAAAACUGUACCCCCCUGGCAAUAGCAAGUUUUAAAAUGUACCCCCCCUCCUCCAACCCCCACUAGACCAAGAUAGAAUUGUAGUUGGCCUGGUCAAAAAGUCUUAACCAAGGUCUAUGGCUUCACAUUUUGAUCCAUUUCAUGCCACUUAAUCAGUAAAAGGAAAAAUGAAAUCCUAACACAAAAACACCAAUAUAAUGUGAAAUAUUUAUCCCACUUUAAUAAUAAGAAUGCUUUCAGGAAAUAAAAAAAUCUAUAUAUUUUUUCCAGAUUUCAGCUGUAUGCAUAGGCAUAUGUGAGUACAUACACGCUACCUGGUAGUAGAAAUAGCUGAUAGGUUUCUGGGCCAAGCUUUAUACGGGUAACAUUUUGUUGUUGACAAAGAACCGCAGAAGCAAAUUUUUUGUCUACUUCUGAAUGAAACGUGGAUUUGCUUCAAUCAUAUUAUAGUUUGACAACUUUUACGUGAAAGGCCAGCCCCGUAUCUCAAUAUUUCAACCCCCCUCACAUUUUGUGCAUUUUCAAAAUUGGCCCCCCCAAAUUGAAAAUCAAGGCUCUUAGAAAAUUGUACCCCUCCACCUCAGGACAUAAUAAACGAUUGGUCCCUUAGAGCUUUUUUAAAAUUGGCCCCCCCAAAUUGAAAAUCAAGGCUCUUAGAAAAUUGUCCCCCCCCCCCUCCACCUCAGGACAUAAUAAACGAUUGGUCCCUUAGAGCUUUUUACCAAUGUCUUAAAUUUUACUUUUAGCAAAAUUUUCAUUAUUCAUGUAAUCUAUAAUUAAUUAUAUAUUCUCUCCAUUGUUUUAAAAGACGAUAGCAAUUUUUUUUCAUACUAGUUACUUUUUUCUCGCAAUUUUUUUUAUACUUCAGAUUAUACCAUAAGUUUCCGUUCUCCAUGCCAGACUGAAUAAUAUUCAAUUGCCCCACAUUGGUCAUGGAAGACAUAAAGAGAACCUUCUACACCAGGUGUAGAAGGUUAUGUCAUCAGUAGUUAGUUUCUGUAGUUUGAUUAUUAAAUAUAGGCCAAAAGACUUGCUGUCCAUAUUAUGGAGACAUCAUAUGAUAUUGUAAAAUUGACCACAGCUGCAGCACAGAUGCCAUGUGGGAAUUUGAAUUACAUCCUUGUUUUGUGCACAUUAACCACAACAAUGAAAAAGCAUUUAUAAAAAAACUAUCUUUGACAAGGUGUUUUUUAACAACCAAUGAUGCUGAGGCAUUGUUUAUAAAAGGACCACACUCAGCAUGAAGAGAAAAAGAAGUGCGACAAGCGGUCAAGAAGAUUUCAAUCAAGUUAGAAGAAAAUUUAUCCUCAGUUGUGAUUCAUACUUCAGAACUUGUGUGGACUAAAACAAUAGUGCUGAGAGAUUAGCAAAUCUGAACUCCUCUGCUUUUGUCACAAAAACAAAACAUUUCUGUGUGGACUCAAUGAAGAGUCAUGAAAGUUGUGAACAACACUUGGAAAGUCCAAGCCACUUUAUAUUUUCUUGUACUAGUGGCUUGUCCUCGUGGACUAGUAAUUUAUUAAACUCCAUGCCCAAUACCUAGUGUCCAAAACAAUUGGUAGCCCUGGACUUUAUGAUCAGAUGACCCAAUGGCAGCGAAGACAUCUUAUAAGAAGUGAAUUUACUUUCUUCCAGUCUUUAUCACAAUUACUCAUAUCCAUUUACUUUUAUCAACAGGAGAUGAACCCCCUUGGUGGGGGUUCAGAAAGUUCAGAAAGAGAAAUCAAAUUUUAUGGUAGCUUGUUUACGUGCUCCAUAAAAUGUAAUAUUAAGCAAUUUCAUGUUGUAGUCAUCCAAAAACGGCAAAGAAAUUUACAAAAAAGUAUGGUGCAGGUGUAAAGUUGUUGUUUUGCCCCCUUAACCUAUUGUUUAUUUACAUUCUCGUUGCCAUUGUGUCGUCAGAUCAUAAAGUCCUUAGUCUGGAGCACUGCACCUGUUAAUGUUAAACCUGAGGAGGGACCACAUGCUGAGGUGGGGACUUUGGGUCGCAAAUUCUCCAUCCUUUGGCCGAUAUUUAAGUUCAAAGAUCCCCACUAGGAGCUUUAAUUUUUUAACAAUAUUAUUAAGAUGGCUGGAAAUAGUGUCAUGUCACCAGCGCACCUGAAGCAAAGUACUAAUAUGUGAUAAAUGACAUGCAAUUUAUAAUAUAACAAAUGUCGUUGUUUUAAUUGAUAUGCAAUGGGGGAGCAGUAAUAAAAAGACCUUUAAUCUUUUCUGACAACAAAUCUCUGCAAACAGUAUGAAUAAUAAUCCGUCUUCCCAUUUGAGUUUGUUUUCUAUCCAUGGAAUACUGGAUAUUCAAAUGGCAAUUGAUUAUACUCACACUACGUAUGCGUAAAUUAUCCUGACACUAACAAGUUCUAAAAUCCUCAUACAUGGGCCAAGUUUGCUCAAAUUUCCCCUCCCUGGGUUCAGCAUUAAAUUUCAUUCAAAGUUAUCCAAAUUUUCCUACAUGGAGCUGUUGUGGUACCUCUUCAUUUUGCACACAACUUUUGUUGGCCAUUUACCAGCCAUUUUACCAAUAGAAUAUGUGAAUUACAGGACCUCAUCGAACACCUCAAGGGAACGGCAAGAAGUAUGAGGAAAGGGAAAAAGGCAAUAGGAAGGAUAAUUUUUAAAUGGAAAAAAAACUUAUGCUAUCCAAAAAAAAAAUAUGUAACUACACUAACUACAAUAAUACUAAAUGAAAAGAGCAGAAGAGAAAAAGACUCUUCUGCCCAGAAUUGUUCUCAGGACCUCUUAUGCACGGGGCCACAUCAUUACCACUGCGCCACAUGGGAACAUACCAUCAAGGAGAUGAUAAUGUUGUAUUUAAGCAGUUUUCCUUAGAACUUUGGCCACUGUGCCCUGUUGUAGCUGAUCAAGCCCUGUUAAACACAAAUUCAAGACUAUUUUUGUGGAGAAUGACUGGUGUUUUUAUGGUAAAAACCGAAAAAAACCAAACUUAAGUGCAUUUCAUCACAUGUUUUAAAGAACAGAUGUCCAACAGAGCCGAUACGGUAUAAACUCAUAUGCGAGCAAAACUUGUUUUGUUACCUUGUUUUUUGCUCAUAUCCUUUGGCUAAUAAUCCAAAUCACUUCCAUUUUCUCUUGAAAGUACUUUGGCCUUCGAAAUUCAUUGCAAAAAGCACUUUUCAACUCCUAAAAUGGGCACUAAGAAGACAUUCCAAGGUGGACAUUGACCAAACUCAAUAGAUUAGUAGCAAAGAGAUGAUUACACUUGCCUUGCGAUCCUCAUUGAAGUUAUGCAGUGCUGCAUGCACUUUGCCCAUGACGAUAUUAUAAACCUCACUUUCAUGAGGUGCAUUGUGCCUUACUCCACUCGGUACAAUGUCAAAGGUUAAAUGCUUGUUUAUAGUGGAAAGUGCACUUAGCUUAUCCAGUUGGCUUUUUACAAGUGUGGCCAAGGAUUUGAACAAAUUGACCCAGGUUAAAACAAAUUAACCCAGGAUGAAAACAGAUUGUGCAAACAUGGGUAAAACAUGGACCCCCAGUCCAUGGACCACCCCUAAUUUUUGUAGAUGAAUUUUUCAAGAGGUCAGAAAUGGAUUUUAGGCACCUUAAAUGGGCAAAACUGCUUUCAGUUUAUAUUAUCAGGGUUAUGGGCUCUCAUGUUAUACACCUGUUUAAAUUUUCUUGAACUCCAUAGAUGGGCUCGGUUUAGUAUGUUGAAGGAGUACUAGCAAAAUAUAUUGUAGGGAGGAAUUAGUCCCCUAUGCAGACGUUUUGGUGUGUGUCAUAGCAUUGCAUGCACUUCCCAGACUUCCCAUCUCUUGAUAGGCCAUAGAAUUGUUUUUUCAUUGGCAAACUUAUUAAAUCCUGCUUACAGAUCAAGCACAAAAUGACCUGCAUAUAACUGUUGCAUCUGCAAAGCUUGUAAGAGGUCUGAGCUUGACCACAUUGUUUUGAAAUAUGCAGGUCAUGUUGUGCUUGAUCCGUAAUCAGGAUCAAUACGUUUGCUGACAAAUAAUUGUUUCUGUGGGCUAUCAGAGUCUGGGGAGGAUACUCAAUCAUCAUGUGUUAGCUCUUCCUGACUUUCCUCUCUAGUCUCUGCAGUGAUUUUUGCAAUACUUCGACACAUUACAAGCUACGUAGGACCCUACCUCUCCUCCGUUCCCUUCAAAUAUUGUUACUCAUUCAUCAGACUAGCUAACCCAAACCCAUUACAUUGGUAUGGAAUUCAGGAAAAAUUUGAACAAAUGUAUAAUAUGAGGACCCCAUAAUCCUGAUAAUAGUUAUAUGUAAUUUAUUGACACAGAUUCAUCCAUUCAGGGUUCUCAAAACUGAUUUAGACCUCUAGCAAACCGGGGGUCCAUGUUUUGUCGACAUCCUUGAACCUGGGACCGCCAGAUGGCGAGUCCAACAGUACCAGCUGUCCACUCAGCCACACUUUCUCCUAAAUUUCUCAAACUCGUUAAUAAUUCAUAAAGAAAAUACAAAGGAAAUUUAAAUGAUUAAUGAGUGUUUGGAAAUCAGACAAGAAACUGCUCAUUUUUGCAUCCUUAAUUUCUCCCUCUAAAAUCAUUUUGUUUGUGAAGUAAUAGCAAGCAUUCAACACCGUGUUUCAUCACCAGAUCAAAUACCUCAAAGUUCGUCAAAAAUACUCUACUGUGCAUCAUAUCUUUAACUCUCUUCUCAGUGUUUCAUCUGCCGAUGACUGAUAUCAUUACAUCGAGCACUUUCAAAUCCUAAAUUGUAAAAUUCCCCCACUCCUCCAAUAAAAAUAUGCUUUUUUUAAAAUUAAAGAUUAAUACCCUUAAGUUACUGGGUUCUACAUGUAGAUACAUUUUGUUCAUGGGCAAUUUGUAGGAUUCAUAAUUCAUUAUUCAUAAGUCAUAAUUCAUCAGCAAAAGAUAUUAUUUCAAUCUGAAAACUAAACAGAGAGGAAAUUCUUGCAUAUUGCCAGUUUUGAGGUGUUUGUAAGAGAUGCAUUUUUUAGUAUUUCUUCAUUAAGUUAACAAUGUUUCUAAUUUUUUGUAGUAAAUUUGCCUCAGAUGGAGAGAUCAAUGCACGGCUUGGUUGGUCAUUAACAUAUGCUUUGCCAGCUGUGAUUCAGAUUGUUUUGUGGUAUAUUGUUGGAAUGCCACAGACAACAUUUCACCUUGUAGCUUUAGUGACCUUUGUAGGUCAUUUUGGGAAAAGAGUCCUGGAAGUUCUGUUUCUACACAAGUAUUCCAAGAAAAUUUCUGUUUUGGGAGUAGCAGAGGUAAGACAUUAAAUUUUAUUCAUAGUAGGUGUAUUGGCUGCCUGACUCCAUCCUUUCAAUCCUCUGUGUAAAAAGACUCUUUAAUCCUAUCUCAUUGUCAGUAGAUACAUGGUCUACACAACUAAUAGAAUCAAAAGUGGGUGUUGAUGCUUUUGCAGCAAACUUCGCAGUGAUCAUGAGUGACUGCAUGUCAACCUUGUUUCCAAGGUUCUCGAUAAGGUUCUAUGAGUGAAUGCAUGCCCAAAGUGAACUACACACGGGGAUGCUCGUCGGAAAUUUCGAAUUCAACCCCUAAAGGAGAACGAUCUGGGAGUGGCGCAAGCUUUUUUAACCGCUAAAAGAGACCAUGCUAAAACACGGACAAUAUAUAUAUAUUUAUAUUUUUUCGUGUGCAACCCUAACUGAGACCUUCAUGGCUAAAUAUGAUGGCGUUUUGCCCAGAACACCCUAAGUGAGACCAAAAUCCAACAUACCAACAAGCAUACCAACAAGAUUGCAUUAAUGAAUUUAUUAUUCGAAGGUUGAAUCCAUUGGUCGUUGUAAAUUUCAGUUUCAUCUUUGCACUCUUGCAUAUGUAAUGAGCAGUGAAUUCACACACAAGGUAUUCAUGAAAGUUCUGCUGGCACAGUUUUCUUGAAUUUGAUCUUUAAUAAAAUUAAUUUUUCAAUCAGACCAAAUACAGUCAGAGGAGUUAUUGUCAAAAAUUCAUUGCUCAUUACGCAUGCAGGAAUGCAUAAUAUGUGAAUUUGAGACUGGUUGCAGCAACGACUAAUUGAUUCAUUUAUGCAAACUUAAGUGCCUUGACUGUAAAAUGUAUUUUCUCUUUGUGUUAAACACAUUUCCAUACAGUGCCACCAGGGAUAAAAUUGAACCACAACAGAGAUAUUCCCAUCCCGAUGAGUACCAUGGUGUCUCCAUACAAAGCUGUAUUAAUAAAUUUGGGAAAAUCAUUUCUCCUUUUAUAUCCCAGAUUCUGGACUUAAUCUACUGGAACAAAUUAUAUUUUUGAUGAUGUGACAGUGAAAACCAGGGAUAAGUUUGAUUGUUCAGCACUUAGUUGUUAUAAAAAACUGUUUGACACAUCCUUUCGAGACAAUACUUUGUUUGUCACUAUCAUUAAAAGGAUAUUUCAUGUUUAAUAGUAAGAAGAUGAUUGUUUCUUGUUCUCUCGUCAGUCACUCAGGAAACUCAACUCAUUUUGCUCUUGACUAGUCACGGGCGGAUCUAGAGGGAGGGUGCAGGGGGUGCGCACCCCCCUCUGAGAUGACCUGCGGUUUUCUAAUACAACUGGUAUUCUGCCAAAAAAAAAAAACUAUGUGGUUUAUUGGUGUUGAAAUAGAGCAAGAGACGAGUACACCCCCUCCUAAAAAAAAUCCUGGAUCCGCCCCUGCUAGUGCUAGUGAAGGGGGGCCGCAUCUUUCUAGGCUUGAUUUCAGCCACUUUCCCAAUUUGGCUCGUGCACGAGCAAACACUCAUUUUCCAAAAACAGCAGAGCCCUCGUAUCCAAGCUUAAAUCUUCUAAGCUUUGUCCAAAUGUGCACAAUUCAGCCAAUUAAGAGACUGGUUUUUUAACUGUAUUAUAUAAAGAUGAAAAUUUCUUAUGAUCUGGGUUAUAUUGCAAUCGGAGUUGCCAUGGCAACGUAAUGACGUCAUUACGUUUUUCAUUUAUCUUUGUGUUUCCCUGUUCCAGGAGUUUUUUGAUGAAAUCGCUUAAGGGAGUAUGUACCUGCUAUAAUUGCCUCCAUUAUGGCGUAGUUUGAACAAAUUCUAUGAGAGCGUUUUCGAAAUAUUUUGAAAUGUAGUUUUAAGAAUGAUAAAAACAGUGAAAUAGCAUGCUAGCCACACAAUCCGCUAAUAUUUUAAGAAAAUGGUAAGCUUUGGGAACAAGGCUUCAUCUCAUAGUGGUUUGACUCCAUUGGAAACUGCAUCCAAAAAAAGAGGGGAAUUGCUCUGGGCGAUCGCGAGUAAGAAGAAUUUUAUUAACUUGCAUUCAGCUGCUUUUGAUACAGUUUUUGGACGUAAUUUGGUCCAUGCCUAAAAAUUUCGCAUUUUUCCAAAAACCGCUUGAUAAAUUUUUUUAUAAAUUCGACAAUCCCGAGAUCAAUUGUCAAGAAAUAUUCCCUGCAAGUUUCAAGAACAUUGAAAAUAGGGAAGGCUUUUAAAUAGGGCCUCAAAUAUAACCAAUUUUCCCCCCAGAUUUUGUGUUCACAAGUGAGCGUCCUCAUUAUUCACUGGCAUUGUUUCAUAUGCACGUGCACAACCAGCAAAAGAUAUAAAUUUGCAUAAAAAAGAACUCUCGAUUACUUUCCGAAGAAAUAUCAGGAAUAUGCUAAUAGUUGGCUUGUCGUCACAGAUAGCAGUGAGAGCCGAAACGGUGAACGUCACGGCUCAUCGCGUAGGAUGGAAUACUUAAUUAUCUUACUCGGGUUAUAACAUCACAGAAACUAUCACAAAGAGUUGCUCUGAUUUUAUAAUGUAUCAUUAAUCUCUUUACCCGGUAAUUAGCAUAUCCCGAAGAUUUAACCGAGGGUCCUUUUUGAUGCAAAUUCUAUCUUUUUGCUAAAUGUGCACGUGUAUAUAUGAAACUUGAAAACAAUGCCAGUGAAUAAUGAGGACGCUCACUUGUAAACACAAAAUCUAGGGGAAAAAUUGGUUAUAUUUGAGGCCCUAUUUAAAAGCCUUCCAUGUUUUCAAUGUUCUUAAAACUUGCAGGGAAUAUUUCUUGACGAUUGAUCUCGGGAUUGUCGAAUUUAUUAAAAAAAUUAUCGGGCAGUUUUUGGAAAAAUGCGAAAUUUUUAGGGAUGGACCAAAUUACGUCCAAAAACUGUAUCAAAAGCAGCUAAAUGCAAGUUAAUAAAAUUCUUCUUACUCGCGAUCGCCCAGAGCAAUUCCCCUUUUUUUCCUAUGCAGUUUUCAAUGGAGUCAAACCACUAUGAGAUGAAGCCUCGCUCCCAAAGCUUAUCAUUUUCUUAAAAUAUUAGCGGAAUUGUGUAGGUAGCAUGCUAUUUCACUGUUUUUAUCAUUCUUAAAACUACAUUUCAAAAUACUUCAAAACGCCUCAUAGAAUUUGUUCAAACUUUACCAUAAUGGGGGCAAUUAUAGCAGGUACAUACUCCCUUAAGCGAUUUCGUCAAAAAACUCCUGGAACAGAGAAACACAAAGAUACAUGAAAACGUAAUUACGUCAUUACGUUGCCAUGGUGACUCAGAUUGCAAUAAAACCCAGAUCAUAAGAAAUUUUCAUCUUUAUAUAAUACAGUUGUGGUAACCUUUUUUCCAUAUCUUUACUCAUGCCGACAUAGUUAAUGCUCAAAGUUGGAAGGUAUCAACCCCAAAAAAUCCAGUCGAGCCACCUUAAGUAACAUGUAAUCAACUUUUCCACCACAAGAAAGCCUAUUAAAGAUUUUGUUCUUGAAAGACAGGUUAGAUAAAUUACUAGUUUUUGCAGAGGUUUGUGACUUGCAUUUCUUGUGUGACUGCUAGAAAUAUCCAGAAAAUAUCAAAGCCAUAUUGUUUCCCUUUUCUUUAAUGUGCAGGUGUCAACAUUUUAUUCAGUUGGUUCCAUUGUUCAGCACUACUGGUGUAACAUUUACACAGACAAUACUCUUGCAGUUAACCUGUCCUCCAAUCACACUGCAUUAACAGUUGGUGUUGUGCUGUACAUAACUGGUGAAUUUAUAAAUUUGUAUCAUCAUUGGGUGUUAGCCAAGCUGCGACCAGCUGGUAUCUCAUCUGGGUAUACCAUUCCACAGGGAGGACUCUUCAGUUAUGUUGUCUGUGCACACUAUUGUGGGUAAGUUAGUAAAUAUCAUACAACUAUUUUCAUAGGGGAGGUGAAUUGUGGUGGAUUUAUACCAAGGUGCAAAGCUUUAAGCUCCUGGGUUCAAAUCCCAGCAAGCCUGAAUUUUUCGGGCUUUCUUUUUGCAACAGCAUAAGUUGUCUAUUUAACUGUGAUGAUCAUCUUCAUUUCACACGCUGAUCAGGAGGAUAUUCGUUUAGCUGUUUUUAUUAGUGUAACCUUUUUUGUAAAAUAAUAUUAAAAGAUGUCCCUUAGUAAGAGCUUUGAAUUGACAGUGUUUACAAAAUUAGGAGUCAAGUGUAUUUUAUGACUUUGUUGAAGAAAAUAAUUUUCUACUAAGCAGUUAAGACAGACAAGCCAAAUUUUGUUGCUUGUUUGGUAUUUGUUUUUACAGCUGCUUCAUUUAUUGCUGAGUUAAAUGAGAUGUCAUUUUGACUUGUCUCGAAACAGUGAAUAGCCAAGUGAAUAGCCGAGACAGUCUAGGGCUAGACUAUAGUAAUGGGUUUUUGCUUGUUUUUCAGUGAAGUGAUUGCUUGGUAUGGCAUGGCAGUUGUUUGUAAUCACUUGUGUAUAUAUCUUGCAUGGGUGGUAAUUGUAUGCUACUUGGCUGGAAGAAGUCAUCAGACACAACUUUGGUACCAAAAGAAGAUUGAGAACUUUCCUAAGGACAGGAGAAAUCUCUUUCCUGGAGUAUACUAA